UGCUCCAUUGUUGCUAAUCGAACUAUUUUGUACUCAUCAAUUGCUGUUUUUUUUUAACAGACUUAAAAUUAUUAUUCAAUCUUUUCCUAAAACUUUAAGAUUAUCAUUGGUAUCAACAUUGAAAUUUAACACUGUACUUGGUGACAUAAAUAGGGUUAUUCCAGAAACAUCUAUUCUUGCUUUACUGAAGAUGUGGGAAAUGUAAUUAAAUUCCAAUUCAACUUCAAUACUGACAAGCUUCAGCAUCAUUACAGUUGAACCCACCGUAGAAUCCUCCAAGUAGAACAUCUUAUUAAUAAUGUCAUUCAUUUUUAGGGUUGUUUGACCUAGCCCGUAUUUUAACGAAGCAAACAAUUUUCUUCUCCUCACAUUUUCAUAAUGUCAGUCAAUAACCAUAUUUGGCUGAAUUCACGUGAAAAGAAAAACUAAAUACUUGCUUUUUAUUUUUUAUUUACGAUUGAAAUCUUAACUGGCGUUGCCGUCAUCUAAACUCUAAAAUUACAUUAUUAUUUUUUAAUGACAUAGGCGGGAAAACAUAUGAAUCGCGUGGUCGAUUAUGUAUCGAUUACUUAAUCGAUUCGUUUAUAUUUUGAACACCGUUGACCUUGACCGUUUAAAAGGCUGCAAAUUUCAGAACUCAUCACAGAUCACAUUGCAAAACAGUCUUGAAGCCAACAGGUGAUUCCUUGGAAGUUGUCAUUGUUUUUUGUAGCUAAUGCUCAAAUCCACAAAUAACAUAAGAAAACAUCACUAACAAUGGAACAAGUUUCCCUGAGACCAAGUUCUGCUAAACAAGAAAAGACUUUUGUCAGUGUGUUUCAUGAGCUUUGUAAAAAAUUUGAGUUUGGAGUAGCCAAGUAUAGCUUGGCGGCUGAGCUUCCCCACAGUCGAACUUUCUUGAUGAAUUUGACUGUAGACAUUUUGGGCAUUACAGUUCAAGGCAUUGGCUUAACCAAGAUGCAAGCAAAGCAUGAUGCUGCCUAUAAAAUGAUGUUUCAAAUCAGGGAGACUUAUCAAGCCGGUGGAACUAUCAACACUGUCCCCAGAGUAAAACUCGUGAACUGCUGUGAAUGGCUGGAAAAAUUGGGAACACUAAAGGAAGACAUACCCAAACCACCAACAGAACCAACUCUAAAUCCAGCUGAGGUUCUCACAGAAUGGCGCUUGACCAGACACAGCACUCUUCCUGAAUACAGGGUUGUUCGAACUUCAGGUCCUUCUCACUCCAAAACAUAUUUUAUGACUUGCAAGCUUAGUGAACGUGUCACUGAAGGUGAGGGAAAGUCAAAGCAGGCAGCCAAAAAUGACGCUGCCGAAAAAAUGCUCCAAAUUCUGGAAGACGAAGAGUUGUAAUAGCUUUUCCGAGAAACGUGAUUUCAAAGUGGGGUUGGAUAUGGAAAACGAUGAACUUGUAAAAAUUUGUCCCGGUCAGUUCUUGUAUUUAGGGCCUACACAUUUUCGCUGUAGUAGAGGUAAAGCAACAUUCAUGUUGAUUGUUUAAAUUGAAAUAUGGACUCGUGGCCUUGUAAUUUUGCUGUACGUAUGUAAAAUAUUAACGGUGCUUACCAUUCUA
Molecule: messenger RNA, 1573 nt
Organism: Daphnia pulex (common water flea)
Lineage: Eukaryota; Metazoa; Arthropoda; Branchiopoda; Diplostraca; Daphniidae
Product: interferon-inducible double-stranded RNA-dependent protein kinase activator A homolog A-like
Exons: 4
Coding region: 757-1353 (198 amino acids)
Source: RefSeq, a predicted model, not a curated record